AUGGGCUUUCGCCAACUGGUUUCUGAAUAUAAAGGAAAGAGACCUAAAACUUCUCCUGAAAAGAGCAACCCAGUGGAUGAGAGUUCUGAAGAGGACUCUUCAAGGAGGUUUCCCAAUGAACCUGGCGUUGAUUUAAGGCCUACAUCAAACAAUGAAGUCUUAGAUUUUAAAACCAAGCAUGUCGUGAAACCAAAGUUAACAGAGCUCAUGAAGCCUUCUCAGCAAUCCGACAGAAACAUAGAAGCAAAGUGUGGCAUUUUGAGACCAGAGAGUACCACUUUCUCUGAGGACAAUAAUUCUGAUAGUAACAUUGAAGAUGUGGUUGAAACAUUUCCCAAACCAUCACCCUGGUUUGAGGGCAUCUGUCAGCCUGUCUUCCCAUCACCUGAGCCUGUUCCAAAACUUCCCAAGUCUGUAGCAGGCCUUGGUCCUACAAAGCAGAGUGUCUCUGAGAGCCUUCCACAGAAGUAUGUGGGUCAUUUACCUGGAACUGCUGGUCAAAGAGGAAAAAAGACAUUAAAUGGACAAAUAGAAGAGUCUCCUGAGAAAUAUCCUAAUGUGAAGCAGGACGUCGGAGUGAAAGAUUCAGUUCCUAAUAAAGCAGUCAGAAUGAAGGAUGCACGAACAUCUAAUUCAGACUGGUCGACUACUUUGAGCCUCAAUAGUGAGACUUGUCAAAGAGCCAGGCAUUUGAAAGUUGAUGAUCAGCGUCCGUUGGUGUUCCAACUGGUGACCAAAAGUCAGUCAGCACCCACAGAACUCGGACAGAAGACCGCAACAGAUAAAGAAAAGAUGAAAAACACAGCGAUGUUUCUGGUAGGGAAUUCCAUGCCCCAUCACCCGGGCCGGUCUCCGCUGCCAGAAAGCAGAGAAAGCAAACAAGAUUUGUCAGGAGAACUAGACAUAGAAGAACAAGAAAAACUUCAUGGAAAUGAAAAUAACUAUUCACAGGUUGAAGAAGAAAAGAAGCACAAAAGUAGAGAAGUGGAAGUAUCAGACCACGUAUGCGAUGCUGCUGAUGAGAGUCAAUUGAUUCAGCAGAGAAAGAGUGGAGGAAAUAACAAACAGGAGUUUCCUGCUAUGGAGAAUAAAGGUUCUGAUGGUUUGAGGACUUCUUUCAGCAUUUCUUAUGAGGCGAGACUAGUGGUGAUGAACUCCCUCAGUAGCGAUCCUGGCAUGCCCAGGAAGGAGAUAGAGAAAAAGAAAAAUGACAAAUGGACACCAGAAGAAUGUGUGAUUGUACCAGUAUUUGAAAAGACCAAUUCAGUGACUGAUGGUCUGCUGCACGUGAAGGAUGACAGCAUUUUAAGGAAAGUGGAUCAAGAUGACAGCAGGCCUGCAAGGAAAACAGCAUAUGAAAAGAAGAAGGUUUCUGAUAGUGGUAGAAAGGCAAAAGGUCUGUUGCGCAAAAGCCACAUGCAGGAUGAAAUUGCCAUGCCAAGAUUAGAAAUAGACACAGUGAAAAAUCAGAACCAGGAGAAAGAAAAGAAAUGUUUUGAGGAUACUGAAAUUGUAAAAGGAGAGAACGAUUAUCCUCAAAAGGCAAUAAAAUUGAACAAGGAAAUGUUGACAAAGGCCAUAUUCCAGCAUACUGGCCAGCUUAACAUUCCGGUAGCUGAAAAUACAAUGCUAAACCCUGAGCUGGAGAACGCAAAGCGAAGCAAAGAAAGACUGGAAACAGAAGUGGAAUCCUACCACUCUAGACUGGCUGCUGCCAUACACAAUCGUGAUCAAGGUCAGAUAUCACAAAGAAACCUGUCACUUGCCUCCCAGAAAGCAAAAGACAAGACGUUACGCUUGCAGGACCCAAUGAAGUUCGAUAUGGCUAAGCUGAAAAGUGACAGUGAGAUGCUUUUCCAGGGACUUUCUAAAGUGGAAAAUCAAUUCAAUAAGCUAAAAGUCAAGCUGCAUCAGACGAGAGAUGAUCUCGGAGAAAAGACUUUGAUGUUAGAACCUGUCCAGAGAGACUUACUCCAAGCAGAGCAUCAAAAGCAGGAUAUUGGACACAUGUAUCAGAUUGAACAAGGCAAAGUGAAGGAAUAUCUUGGAAAGCAGGAAUCCUUAGAGGAGAGGUUAUCUCAACUCCAGAGUGAAAACAUGUUGCUCCGACAGCAGCUGGAUAAUGCACAAAAUAGAGCCGACAGUAAAGAGAAGACAGUCAUUAGCAUCCAAGACCAGUUUCAGCAGAUCAUGAAAAAUCUUCGUGCUGAACAUGAGAAACAAGGUCUGAUGCUGGAGGAAAGAAACAAGGAUUUAAUCAACAAAUGUAGUCAUUUAGUAGAGAGAAUAUGUCAGUAUGAAAAUGAGAAAGCAGAAAGAAAAGCAGUUGUGAGACAACUUUGGCAAGAACUGGCUGAUAGCCUCAAAAAGCAGUCUGCGUCGGAGGCGUCCCUGGAGGUCAUGUCACGUUAUCAUGCGAAGUUAGAAAGUUGAGGCACGGGAUUUAAAGAACUUACAUCAACUCACAAGUCAGGUAUGUGUGAAACUGAAUGUGUUGACAGUGAAUACAUAGGAUAAAGUGUUUUCGGACACUCUUUUUCAUGGACAGCUUCCUUUUUUAUUUUCAUUACUAGUAAUUUACUAUAAUUUUUUAAAUCUUUAAGUGCACUCAUUUCUUAAACUCUGACUUUCAUUCUGC
This is a messenger RNA of Odocoileus virginianus texanus, 2638 nucleotides long. NCBI's taxonomy places the organism in Eukaryota, Metazoa, Chordata, Mammalia, Artiodactyla, Cervidae. The record is from RefSeq and is a predicted model, not a curated record.